Messenger RNA from Tachysurus fulvidraco (yellow catfish), 2634 nucleotides. Its product is annotated as CUB and peptidase domain-containing protein 2-like. The record is from RefSeq and is a predicted model, not a curated record. Gene Ontology annotation, molecular function: serine-type endopeptidase activity. NCBI's taxonomy places the organism in Eukaryota, Metazoa, Chordata, Actinopteri, Siluriformes, Bagridae. Gene Ontology annotation, biological process: proteolysis. The coding region runs from base 354 to 2279 and encodes 641 amino acids. The transcript is spliced from 13 exons.
GCUACUUGUCUCACAAGUUCAUUACAAUUGAAUUCUAAGCAUGUUAUUAAAUGCUUUUGACUACAGCCAUUCUCCUGACACUCGACGAACCACUCCCUGGUAUGCACUGUAUGGAUGGUAUGUUGUUUUUAAUGCAGAUAUCAAGUCAGUUUUGCUUUCAUUGAGUUAAAGAUGUUGGUAGAAGUACUAGCUCUUUAUCAGUGUUCUAAGUAACCCCUCAUGAGUGUAUGUAACAAAUCAUAAAUCUAGAGGUGGUUACAGUUUUCAUCUGCUUUGCAUAUACUACAAAACAUUUACAGACACAUAACAUCAAGACACAGAAGACAUCCUGAAACCGAAGCAGACACAAGAGAAUGGGGAUUCAUUUGUGGAAGGUCUUGUGUGUUGUGUUUGCUGUAGUCCUUAAUUCUACAGACUCAUUUGCCCAGCAGGAUGUUUGUGGUCGGCCUCCACUGAACAACAAGAUUGUGGGUGGUGCAGAUGCCUCUCCUGGAUCCUGGCCUUGGCAGGUCAGCAUUCAAUCAGGUGGCAGCCAUUUCUGUGGUGGCAGCCUGAUCAAUGCGAACUGGGUCUUAUCAGCUGCUCACUGUUUCCAAAGCUCCUCAACAUCUGGUAUCACAAUCAAAUUAGGAAUGGAAAGUCUGGAGUUAACUAACUCUAAUCAGCAGCAAAGAAGUGCUAGUAGUAUUAUCAUCAACCAAAAUUAUGAUUCUACUACAAAAGACAAUGACAUUGCACUGGUCCAGCUCUCUUCUUCAGUGACAUUCAAUAAUUAUAUCCAGCCGGUGUGCCUCGCAGCAAGCAGCAGUUCUUUUCCUGCUGGUACUGAAGUCUGGGUCACAGGAUGGGGUACUAUUGCUUCUGAAGUGAGUCUGCCGUCCCCUCAAACCUUGCAGGAGGUGCAGGUGCCAAUUGUCAGUAACAGUGACUGUGCAACAAAAUAUAGUUCUAUCACAGACAAUAUGCUGUGUGCUGGCUUAGCUCAGGGAGGAAAAGACUCAUGCCAGGGUGAUUCUGGAGGCCCACUGGUGGUCAAAAGGAAUGGAGUUUGGGUUCAGGCUGGGAUUGUGAGCUUUGGCCAUGGCUGCGCUUUACCCAAUAUUCCCGGUGUGUACACCAGGGUGUCUCAGUACCAAGACUGGAUUAACAGCAACAUCGGCAGCAACAAUAUUGGAUUUGUUACAUCAAAUAGCACUUGUGGCUCCCCUAACCUCUUCUGUCUAAUCCUUUUUUUCUUUUUCAUCUUUUUCCUCUGCAACUUCUAUUCAUUCCAUUACCUAGGCGCCAGAACAGAUAAGAAUCUUGCAGAGUAUAACUCUGCUACACUGGUGCUACAACUGUUGGCUAGGACACAGGAGGUGAUGGAUAUUUACUUGUCAAAAGUUCUGUGCGUUGUAUUCACACUACUCAUUAAUGCUCCAGGCUCAUUUUCCCAGCUGGAUGUUUGUGGUCAGGCUCCACUGAACAACAAGAUUGUGGGUGGUGCAGAUGCCUCUCCUGGAUCCUGGCCUUGGCAGGUCAGCUUUCAAUCAGGCGGCAGCCAUUUCUGUGGUGGCAGCCUGAUCAAUGCGAACUGGGUCUUAUCAGCUGCUCACUGUUUCCAAAGCUCCUCAACAUCUGGAAUCACAAUCAAUUUAGGAAUGGAAAGUCUGGAUUUAGCUAACUCUAAUCAGCAGCAAAGAAGCGCUAGUAUAGUUAUCAUUAACCAAAAUUAUGAUGAUAACACCAAAGACAAUGACAUUGCACUGGUCCAGCUCUCUUCUUCAGUGACGUUCAAUAAUUAUAUCCAGCCGGUGUGCCUCGCAGCAAGCAGCAGUUCUUUUCCUGCUGGUACUGAAGUCUGGGUCACAGGAUGGGGUACUAUUGCUUCUGGAGUGAGUCUGCCGUCCCCUCAAACCCUGCAGGAGGUGCAGUUGCCAAUUGUCAGUAACAGUGACUGUGCAACAUCAUAUGGAAAUGGUUCUAUCACAGGCAAUAUGAUGUGUGCUGGCUUAGCUCAGGGAGGAAAAGACUCAUGCCAGGGUGAUUCUGGAGGCCCACUAGUGGUCCAGGAGAAUGGAGUUUGGGUUCAGGCUGGGAUUGUGAGCUUUGGCUAUGGCUGCGCUUUACCCAAUAUUCCCGGUGUGUACACCAGAGUGUCUCAGUACCAAGACUGGAUUAGCAGCUGGAUCGGCAACAGCAAUCUUGGAUUUGUUACAUCAAAUAGCACUUGUGGCUCCCCUAACCUCUUCUGUCUGAUCCUUUUUUUCUCCAUCUUUCUCCUUUGCAACCUCUACUGAUGUCAGUCAAAUUAAACAUAUAUGCACAUAUGACAGAAGUUAACGUAUAUUACUGUAUGUCAUCAGUGUCUUACAGAAUAACCACAUGAUUUUAUCUAUAACUUUUACUUCUGAAUCUGAAUUUUCUACAAAAUCUAAAAAGGAAUCUACAAAUCUACAUUUUAAAGAUAGCAUCUGUACUAUCUGUUUAAUAAGGACAAAGAACAAUCUGUCUAUAGUCUAUAGUGAGAAAGCCAAUCAGCUCAUCUUUAUCCUUGCUGAGGAUCCCCUGUCUCUUUCUCUAGUCUUCUGCUCUAAAAUAAAAAUUUAAAUCAUUAAAAAAACUUGUAGAAUGGAAUUAAAUUUUGUACAUAUA